UCCUACUAAUUUGUCUGAUAUUUCCUUCAGUCACAGAACGCUUUCCAAUCAUCACAAGAGUCCUCCACCAGCGACACACUCUUGGAAGUAACACAACUAUCCAGAUCCACUGUGCAAAUUGUGUGCAUUUCUCGUGGUGAUUACAUCAGUUGGUUGCCACGGAAACCUGUCACCAAGUGCGAGCGCGGUGACAGGUUUCCUUAGGGUUGCUAUAGGGACCAUGUAUCACACAUCAUGUGACCCAUAUGUAUCUUGGUUCCUUGUCAUUAACAUAAUCAUCUUGGCAGUACAAGCCAGCCCUGGUGACGUGUGUUGCUCUCUGGAGGGUCAUGUUAUAUUCUUUGAGCGCACAAUGUCAAGGAGAGCGCAAACGCGAGCGCAUGGGAGACGUUAAGACUGAAUACUUUACGUUUUAAGAGCAUGCUUUGACAUAGCAUAUUGGCCUAUCUUAUAUUCAAUCUUCUAUCUUGAGUCUGUGUUUGUGUGUGUGUUUGUGUGUGUGUGAAGUAUGUGUGUGCAUGCGAGCAUGCGUGUGUGCAUAUUUGUGUGCAUGAAUUUGUGUUUAUUGUUUGUGUUUGUGUGUGCAUGCUAUGUGUUUUACUGUGUGCGACUGGGUUGGUGCUGUAUGAUUUUGAUAGAUUUCCUGGUGAACUCGCAUGCUGACAAUGAGUAAGAGUAGAGGAGCAGCCAGUGCUUCUUCAGGAGGACCCAACCACAGAGCAACACACCUUGGGCUGGCCGCCGCCUAAUGAAGGGACACAUGUUGGUUGGGAUUCACCUCUCUCUCUCUCUCUCUCUCUCUCUCUCUCUCUCUCUCUCUCUCUCUCUCUCUCUCUCUCUCUCUCUCUCUCUCUCUCUCUCUCUCUCUCUCUCUCUCUCGCUCUCUCUCUCUCUCUCUCUCUCUCUCUCUCUCUCUCUCUCUCUCUCUCUCUCUCUCUCUCUCUCUCUCUCUCUCUCUCUACUACAAAUUGCUACUCAUAUGCAUCAAUCAUCAAUCAAUUAAUAGUGUUGAAAAUUGUAUUUCAGUGAACCUGCGAAGAAGCCCAUUGACCUCUAGUCGACCUGUUAUGAGUAAAUAAAUAUUUUAUGUAAUAUUAAAACAGGAGCAAUGUUGCCUUUGAUUAAAGGCAACCAAAUGAGGAGAGGGUUUGUUUAGGGAAGGUUUUUACACACAGCGGCAAAGUGGUGCUUCAACACAGCUUUAACAAUUCAACCAAACAGAGUACACAAAGGGGAUCGAGAGAGAAAGAGAGAGAGAGAGAGAGAGAGAGAGAGAGAGAGAGAGAGAGAACACAAACCAUACCUUCUUUGCAUCCAACACAGAAACGCACACAUAAACGGAUUAAUGCUUGCAAUAAAAUGCAUGGAUCAACACUAGCAUUAACACACACACACACGCACACACACCUCACAUCACACAUUAAAAUCCAGGAAAAAAACGUAACAACAAACAAUACCUCCAUUAUGCCAUUUUAAUUCAGAACAGACGCUCGCAUAACGGAUUUGGGAUCUAACAGUAAGUCAUGUCAAGUUAUUUUUAUUUUUAUCUUUCAAUCACAGUUAGAGUCUCACAGAGCUUUACAGGUCAUAUAAUUAUGUUAUAACUCUCUAACGUCAGCCCACAAAAAUAGAAAGAAAAAGCCUUGAUUAUCGAGGAAGAAACCUUGAGAAAUUCUUGGAGCCAAAUGAGAGUGUAUAGAGAUGAGGUUUAUAUUGUAUCGUAGAUCGUUAUAUCGUUUCCAUGACUUCAUAAAAAGUACCUCCGUCAACAACAACACUUUGAAAGGAAACAAAACCCCACUACCCCACAUCGACUCAAUAAACAUGACGAAACAAUUUAGUUCUGAGAAAGAAAAUAUAUUUCCUGCAUUUCUAGAAGGAAACACUGCAGUAACAAUACAACUGAAAACUAAAUCCCCACACAAUCACAGUGUCAGGAAAUGUUACCGCACAAUAGCAUUCUUACAGAAGACAGCUGGUAAUAAUAUAAACUCUGUGUGUGAGUGUGUGUGUGUGUGUGUGUGUGUGUGUGUGUGUGUGUGUGUGUGUGUGUGUGUGUGUGUGAGUGUGUCAGCACACACAUUAUAAUUAUUUGGUUGAAACUCAUCUACUUUUGUAACAAGUAUAAAAACACCUACACAAACAACAAUUACAAACUACAAUUAGUGCUAAUAUCUAUUGAAAUGUUAACGAUUGUAAUCCCUCUCUCAUAAAUCCAGCCCAUAAUAGGCACGGCUCCAACCACCACUUAUCCUUUGAUCGGGCCAAAAAACAUAAACAAUUUCACCAUGGCCGAUAAUGAUAAUAGCCCCCAUUUCCCUCGCCAAGCCCUGGUAAUCCCGCAGCAGUUAACUUCUGAAAUGCCAGAAUCUCAGCACAUUCAUUUUCUAGGUUGCAUUGCUCCAUACUUACUGCCGCUGCAGAGCCCAGCCAGCUCGAUAAUUCCAGAGCUGGAUACAUUGGCAAAGAUCCACCUGCAACGUGACAGUCCAAAUCCUCCAUCAGAUUUUUCCAUUAUUCAAGACAUCUGUCCCCCCUUAACAAACGCUGAGGCUAAAUUAGCAAAUAUUGAAGAGAUCCCUGCUAAAUCCCCUAACACUAAUGUCAUCCAAACCCCAGAUUAUCGCCCAUAUAAACCAAAAGAAGGUUUUGAGGAACAGGAGUGUGUUCUCAUUAGUGAAAUAACAUCUCUAUUAAUAGGUAGCAGAACAGUUGGCAAGACGGAAGACACAAUCAUCUGUGUACAACUCUGCUCAACGUUCUCAAUAAUAGCCGGAAGGGAAAGAUUAAUCAUAAACACAAUUCUGAUCUCGCUGUGGACUACGGACAACAACUAAAAUAAGUGCAUUUGCAGAUACAUCUAACUGCAUUCUGUGUGACACGAAUCAGACCUUUUUGUCCUGUCAUUUUCUUUUUUGCCGAGUCACCUUUUAUGUCACACACUCACAGAUGCAAACACACUGACACACACACACACACACACACACACACACGCACACACACACACACACGCAAACACACACGCAUACACACAGGCACAUACACCGAAUACUGAGAGUUACUUUGGUGGAAGAUGCUGGGACAUGAUGCCUGUGGGUCUUCAGGAGUCACGGCUGUCUGCGACAUGUCACUCCUUUUAAAUGAAACAUUCGGAGGAGUGAAUCCCUGGAGGGAUUGGCCAGGGGUUUCAAUAUCCCCCAUGGAGGUUCAGCCAAUCACAGAGGCUAGGUAUCACUGCGCCAGGCGAGCUGGUGUUCAAACUCACAGUGUGUGCACAGUGUGUGGGUGCGUGUGUGUGGGCGAGUGGGUGGGUUAAUGCGAGACAUUCGCUGAAAGCUCUUUGACUGCCGACCGUGCCCAGACAAGCACUAUAGAUACGCAGUCUGUUCACCAUUUGUAUGGGGAUGGUUGCCAAUUAUGUAUUUCAGUCCAUGUGUGUGCGUGUUGUUUGUGUGUGUGUGUGUGUGUCGACAUGGGUUGUGCAUGUGUGUGUGUGUAUGUGUGUGUGUGUGUGUGUGUGUGUGUGUGUGUGUGUGUGUGUGUGUGUGUGUGUGUGUGUGUGUGUGUGUGUGUGUGUGUGUGUGUGUGUGUUAGCAACCAUGGCCAUUUGUUUGUGAGUCUCCCGUAGAAAAUAUAGGGCAGGUGAUUUGAGAUUGGUGGAGGCAGAAUGACCUGUUCUAGAUUAACAGGGAGACAUUUCAUUGUCGUAUUACAAAGCCACUAUCAGACUUCGCAUAGCAGCCGUGGAAUGUUAUUUAUUGUGUUGGUUGUAAGGUAUUUGUUAUAAAGCGGAGGCAGAACUGCCACAGCGUUCCUCAUGAUAGACGUGGCGACAAAACCUUUACCUUAGCCUUGGUUUUGAUUGAGGUUUUGACCCCUCUCAAAAUGGCAGGGUAUCGCCAACAAAGAAUCUCAUGAUGCAUUGGGAUGUACGAGCCUUAUGCAUUCUUCGGCUUUGGGUACGAUCUCAGUGGUUAGGUCAUCUUCAUAUUAUGUAUUUUGUGCGGAUCCUGGUUGACAAUUAUAUUUCCUCCAACUGUUAUUAAGGAGUGCAUGUUCAUGAUGUCUGGCCAUAAUCCAGUGUAAAGCGGCUGUCAAAUUCCUGCCCUCAAUAUGCCACAUAUGGAUUGUUUUUGCUGUUUCCAAAAAUGGUGACACUUCCGUAUGCGCAAGAAUUACACCCUCAUAACAGCCUUGCAUCAACCAAUGACACUAUGCUACAGACACAUUUGAUACAGUCCAGGAUGUGUGUGUGUGUGUGUGUGUGUGUGUGUGUGUGUGUGUGUGUGUGUGUGUGUGUGUGUGUGUGUGUGUGUGUGUGUGUGUGUGUAUGUGACUGUGUGGGCAAAUAAGUACACGUGGGCGCAUACCUUAUGCAAAUCUCAUGCAGUGACCCGCAUGCAUUGUUCAUCAGCGACAUGCCGUCGCACAAUGUGCGCACAAUGUGUCUGCAGAAUGAGUGACAUGCAGAGAGCCUGGUAAUCCUGGUGCUCAGCUGUCUCUGAGCACCAGGGACAGCUGAGCACCAGGGACAGCUGAGUGGCAGAGCGGCUCCGUGCCGUCCCUGUAGCCUGCCUGGGCACCAUUCAUCGUCAUGACGGCGGAGCCAAAACAAAUUGUGCUUCAGUUAUGUUGACUCAAGUGGGCUCACGCUUUCCAGGUUCACGGGUGGUAAACAGCGGUUAACAGCUACAGUCGCUAAGGGUUUGUGUGCGUGUGUGUGUGUGUGUGUGUGUGUGUGUGUGUGUGUGUGUGUGUGUGUGUGUGUGUGUGUGUGUGUGUGUGUGUGUGUGUGUGUGUGUGUGUGUGUGUGUGUGUGUCUGUGUGUGUGUGUGUGUGUGUGUCUGUGUGUGUGUGUGUGUGUGUGUGUGUGUGUGUGUGUGUGUGUGUGUGUGUGUGUGUGUGUGUGUGUGCGCGUGUGUGUGUGUGUGUGUGACUCCAGCAGGUCCAGUAUGACUGCAGCAGCAGGAGUGCUAACAGGCUUGGCUAAGCUAAAGCGCCAAGACUCCAGCCGAUCUCAGCACCGCUCCCUACAGGCCCUGAACUCUUGCCCAGGAAACCCCACGCCAGAACCGGCCCCCAGGAAGAGGAAGCGGCGGUCGGACAUUGUGGUCGUGCGUGGGAGGCUCCGCCUUUACUCCGCCUCUGGCUUCUUUCUGCUACUGGGAUUGGAUCUGGCCAUGGGCAUCGGCAUGGCGACGCUGGGCUACUGGCCGGCACGGCGCUAACACGCAGGUGUUCAGAGCAAGCCAGCCGAGGUCGGGGCGGGACUAGCAAGUCGUCGCCUGGAGACCAACAACAAAGAGAGGCAGGAGACAGGGGGGCUCCUGACGCGCUUCCUGGACCAGCACCGCCACUCGGAGAGGAUGAAGAUGUUCGGGCCCUUCACCAUGGUCGGCAUCUUCAUCUUCAUCUGCGCCAACGCCAUCCUGCACGAGAACCGGGACCGGGAGACCAAAGUGAUCCACAUGAGGGACAUGUACUCCACCGUCAUCGACAUCCACCGGCUCCGGCAGCGCGAGAUCAAGCACCAGCGCCACAACGGCUCCUUCUCCGCGGAGCACGGGGGCCCCGAGCCCCGCGGACAGGGGCCCGACGCCUCGGGGGCCGCCCGCCUGGCCAGCCAUGCCCUGCUGGCCUUCUCCUCCCGCGGCGGCAUGGGCUCCCUGGGAGGGGUGGGGGGAGGAGGAGGAGGAGCGGGCUCCGCGGAGGAAGAGGAGGUGCUGCUGGGCGGAGGGGAGGAGCACGCCAGGGUGGACUUUGGGCUCGGCGGGCUCCUGGCGCCGUUCUACAAGGACCGGCCCCCGGGCCGCGCCGACCCGUCCCGCCGGCAGCGGUCGGUGGACCGGGAGGCGGCGGAGGGCGGGGGGGGGCACCGCGCGCGCUCCAUCGUCUCCUCCUCGCUCUCCGCCUUCACGCUGCCCGUCAUCAAGCUCAACAACUGCGUCAUCGACCAGCCGGACAUGGAGGCCAUCACGGAGGAGGAGCGAGGCGCGGGGGGGAGCGGGGGGAGAGAAGCAGAGCGAGUGCCUGCGCCCCUGGCCUCCAUGGAGUCCCUGGUGGUCCCCGAGGCGACGCUGGCCAAGGCCUCCAAGCCGCCGGGGCUCCACCGUAGCAACUCGGCGUCCAUGACCUCCCAGUGCUCCUUCUCCUCGUCCUCCUCGCUCUCCCCGGCGCCCUCGUCGACCUCGGGCUGCUGGCUCUCCCCCGGCGCGGCCCGGAGUGACUUCGGCUCCAACAACUCUCUGCACAUGCUCAGUAGCCACUCCAAGUCCCUGGACCUGGAGCGUGGGCAGAGCAUGCUCAGCGUGCGUCCCGAGCAGCGGAAGCACCCCAGCUGGCCCCGUCUGGACCGUAGCAACAGCGGCCGCGGCGCCGGCGCUAGCGUUAGCCGCAGCGGCAGCACCAAGGGCUACGCGCGGCUGGAGGACCGCGAGGAGCCGACCGGUUCGGACCGGCUGCUGGACGCCGACGGCCAUGCCGCCGCCGCCGCCGCCAGGCGGGACUACAGCAAGCGCGAGAAGCUGCUCAUGAUUUCCCGAUCGCACAACAAUCUGAGCUUCGAGCGCGACGACGCUAACAGCAGCGCGCUGAAGCGUGGGAGCUCGGAGACCCGCUUCUGAGAGACCAAACGAAUACGGAUCUUAGUUUUUGUUGGUCUGCGCCUCAUGGCCGUGGGUAUGUUAACGGUAUCGAUAGGCUAAGCUGAGAGAAGAAUGAGCAGCGUUAUAGUUUGUUAGGGCGAAGCGCUCUGAGGACAUGUUGUUCAGUUGGAGGCAACAGGCAGCAAGUGGAGAGAGUUCGCUGUUUAGGGACAUUGGCAUCAAUUCCUCCUGCUUUUACUAUACAUGUCCAUUGGAAGGACGUUGACUCUGUGCAUGCACAGGAUGCUACAAGGCCAGGCUACAUCCUAGUAGCAAAGCGAGCAAGCAAUGCAAUGCAGGUAUCAGUCAGUGUUAAGCUUUUCCUGAAUGUACCACUCUUGUAGGAAGAAGGUACCAAUGAUAGAAUACGAUGGGGUUAUUUUGUUACUACAGAUAGAUGUUCUCAAUAAGGUAUUUUGAAGUUGAUCUUCGCAAAUAAUUACAACAAGAAUCCUAGCUGCUGUUUCGCCUCUCAACAUCCAAGACAUUGGACGUAAUGCUGUUUGUGGCUCAAUGCUGAAGAGAGCAUGGUCUCUCAACAGACUGACUAUGAUGCCAUGGUGUUGAAGAUUUGUGUUUUCAUGUUUUAUAUUUUAACUUGAAAUAGAUAGCUGAAAGAGUGAGUGAGAGCUUUGAUGUACGAUGGCAUUUUGUAGUUUCACUAAAUAAGGACCCACAUUUAUUUCCCCUCUUGGAGUGUGAACUCCAUUGCCAGAUUUUACAGUCAAAAAUUGAUGGUUAAUUCCCAGUGACAGACGAUCUGCCCUGUACAGGCGAUGAACGAAAAAUACCCUAUAUAUAAUCGGUCGGUAAGCAUUUUAAACUGGUAGACUUUAUGAAUAAGACAAAUUGUUAUUGGUUAGCCGUAUAGCCCAUGUGAAAAUAAAUGGGAGCCAACAGAAAAUGUGUAAGUUAUGGUCUGUGUUAUGAAAGAAAUGUUGCAAUCCCUCAAAAAUACAUAUUGUCGGUUUGGCAACAUUAACUGACAACUCAACUAAUUAGAAGUUUUUAUAUCUACAUCAAAUUAAGUGUGUAAUUUAGAUUACCUUUAUUCGAAGCCAUCAAAUGGUUUAUUAGUAGGCCUACCAGCAGGUAGACUAACACUAUUGUUACCGGGGACCUCUGUUGAAAACACAUCUGUACAACUAAAUCUUUAAACGAUUUCUCGAGAGAUAUGUUAUGUCGAGAGCAGCACUUACUUUGUUUUAAAAAGUAGCACAAUCUGUAUUAUGUUCAAAAUGAUGCUUCAGAGGCGUUCAAUCUGACAUUUUGACGUGAUGUUCUGUAGAGCUUCAUUCUUUGUUUCAUAAAGAGAUGAGCUAUUUAUAUGUCUGAGUCAACAAAUGUCAACAUCUCCUCCUCCCUUAGAAUAAAUGGAAUAAUUUUCACACAAAA
Molecule: messenger RNA, 8039 nt
Organism: Gadus macrocephalus (Pacific cod)
Lineage: Eukaryota; Metazoa; Chordata; Actinopteri; Gadiformes; Gadidae
Gene: tmem200a
Product: transmembrane protein 200A
Source: RefSeq, a predicted model, not a curated record